Messenger RNA from Naegleria lovaniensis, 4863 nucleotides. RefSeq lists its product as uncharacterized. Gene Ontology annotation, biological process: regulation of ARF protein signal transduction. Gene Ontology annotation, molecular function: guanyl-nucleotide exchange factor activity. The coding region runs from base 1 to 4863 and encodes 1620 amino acids. The record is from RefSeq and is a predicted model, not a curated record. NCBI's taxonomy places the organism in Eukaryota, Heterolobosea, Eutetramitea, Acrasida, Naegleriidae. The transcript is spliced from 3 exons.
AUGUUUCAGUUGAGAAAGGCCCCGACGAAUGCUGGGACGACAACGACACAGGCCAUGAACGUCUUUUAUAUGCUAUCAAUGGAGAAGAUAUUGAAGAAUUUGGUGAAGAAACAAACAGAUGUGAAGAAUGCUUGCCAGGAAGUUAUUGAUGUAAUGAAAAAGUUGGAAAAGAACGAAUCCGAUGUACUGAAAGACAUGACCGAAAAUCCAAACCGAUACUUUAAACCUCUUGAACUUGCUUGUGCUACUAAAAAGCCAACAAUUGUAGAACCCGCAUUGGAUUGUCUUCACAAAAUGAUGGCAUACGGAUACAUUGACAGCAAAAUUCCGUAUGCAGGGAAGAGCGAUCUUUUGGUUGAUGUAGUGGUUGCUACAAUUUCUAAUUGUUUUGACCCAACACAGGAUGAUAAUGUUCAAUUACAGAUCAUCAAAGCUCUGUUGACUGCAGUAACAUCAUGUGAUAUCCAUGGAAGGAGCCUCAGGUUAACAGUCAAAACUUGUUUCAAUAUUCACUUGGUAUCUAAGAAUGAAAUUAACAGAAAGACAGCUCAAGCAACUCUUAAUCAAAUGCUAAAUAUCAUCUUCCAAAGAAUGGAAUCUAAACCACCAAAAGUCAAGCAAGAAUCAGCACAACAAGAUGUUAAAGAAGACGAAGGUGCUAAUGCUGCAAAUCACGAACAAAAACCUACCGAGGAACUCAUCAGCGAAUACGUUGAUACCAUUAUCAACGACGUAGCCCAACAAAUUUUGGAACAACAACAAUACGAUCUAGAAAAUGAGGACGAUGAAGAAGAUGGAAUCGAUGACCAAUCAUCGGAAAAACCUCACAAACAUAAGCGAACAGGAUCAGAAUCUGACGAUCAAUCAAACACUCCAGUUUUUGACAAUCAAUAUCAAAAAGAUGCUUUCUUCAUUUUCAGAGCAUUGUGUAGAUUGGCCAUGAAGCAACUUCCAAAGAAUCCAACACCCGAUUCCUUAGAGCUCAAAAGUAGAUUAUUAUCACUUGAACUCAUUCACAAUGUAUUGGAAAACAGUGGACCAGUUUUUAGAACAUCUGAGACUUUUAUUGCAGAUAUCAAACAGUUUUUGUGUUUAUCUCUACUUAGAAAUUGUACAAGUCCCAUUCCUCCCAUUUUUUCUCUUUCCCUUUCUAUAUUUAAAUCCCUUAUCAAGUAUUUUAAAACAUAUUUGAAAGGAGAAAUUCGUCUAUUUCUCACAAACUUCCUUCGUAUUUUACACAGUGAGAAUAGUACCUAUCAUCACAAAAUGCUGGUCAUUCAAGUAUUGAACUUUGUUGCUCAAGACCCUCAAACCCUUCUCGAUAUUUUCGUAAAUUAUGAUUGUGCUUUGGAGUCUAUCAACAUUUACGAACAAAUUGUUGGUGAAUUAUGUAACGUGGUUCAAAAUCUCCAAGCAGAAGGAGAAUGGAUGACACCAAAUCAAGAGCUCAAACUCAAGACAGCUUCUUUGAAUGCGCUUGUUACAAUUCUUGAGUCACUAGUUAAGUGGAUGACAGAAAAACAAUCAGUAUCAGCCAACAACGAAGCAGUCAGCCAUGCUGAGGAUAUGACAGAAGGAGAGUUUUUCGAAAAGCAAAGAAACAUGAAGAUUGGUAUGAAAGAAGGUGCUAAAUUAUUCAACAGGAGUCCUAAAAAAGGUAUUAAAUAUCUCGUAGAUAUCGGAAAGCUUCCUGAUCCUGAAAAAACCGAUAAGGCUGAAUAUGCAGAAGCGGUAGCCAAACUACUGUAUACAGCAGAAGGAUUCUCAAAGAAGAUGAUUGGAGAAUAUUUGGGAGAAGGAGUUAAUUCUGACAUUUUACAUGCUUUCACUGAACUACAAUCAUUUGUUGGUAUGUCCUUUGACAAGGCAUUCAGAAACUAUUUGAACACUUUCAGAUUGCCAGGAGAGGGCCAGCAAAUUGACAGAGUAGUGCAAAAGUUUGCAGAAAAGUUUUUCAAAGACAAUGGAAAAUCCCAUGUUUUUGCCAAUGCUGAUGCUUGUUAUGUGUUUGCUUAUUCAGUGAUCAUGUUGAAUACCGAAUUACACAACCCUGCCUUCAAUUUCCGUGAAAGAAUGUCUUUAGAGGCCUUCAUUGCGAACAACAGAGGCAUUAACGAUGGAGGAGACAUCGACCACAAGUAUCAAGAAAUAAUUUACAACAGUAUCAAAAACAAUGAAAUUAAGUUGAAAGACGAUGAGAUGGAGCAAGAAGUUCAACAAUCGCAAGAUAAGCAACAAAUACUCGCAGCGCAACAAAACCCAAGAAAAAAGAGAUUGCUGUUUACACUGGAAAGUGAAAAGCUAGAAAAGGAAACAAGAAAUAUGCUGAAAAGCAGUCAAUCUCAAGGUGAAUCUGAUGAUCAAUUCUUCAUUGCAAAUCAUAUCACUCACGUAAAGAGCAUGAUGGAGACAACUUGGGAGCUGUUUAAAGACGCACUUAAGGUUGCUCUUGAGAAAGAUAAAUUUAUUGACAGCAAGGUGCACGACAACAGCUUGCGAGGUCUAGAAUCCGCAAUUCAUGUUACUUCCCACUUUGACAUGGCAACCGAAAGACUGGCUUUUGUUCAAACAUUAUGUCAUUUCACAAAGUUGACAAUUUCUGAGAAAGAAUAUGAAUCACAAAACGAUGCUAAUCAUCUUCACCAAACACAAGAUACGCUCAAAAACAGAUAUAUUAUGCAAGAUAGGCACGUAAAGGCCAUCAAACUGCUGUUGAAAAUUGCUGAGACUGAAGGCAAUUAUCUCAAAGACAGCUGGGCAAAUAUUUUGGAGUGUAUAUCCCAGUUAGAAAGACUUCAAUCAGAUGUGCCACAAAACAAAAAUAGAAACAACAAAUCCGCUGCUAGAAUGACAAUUGAAUUGACUCCAGAACAAAUUAAUUCAAACACUAUUUUAAACAACAACAUUGACCAUUUGGUAAUUGAUAAGAUAUUUGUGAAAUCUGGAGAGCUCAGCGAUGACGCUAUUGAAAGCUUUGUGAAGGGACUAUGCGGCGUUUCUAAUGACGAAAUUAAUCCAAAAGCCAACCGUAUGACUUGUACGGGUAAUAUUAAUAUCAAUCCUGUACCACGUACAUUCAGCUUACAAAAGCUGAUAGAAGUUGCUCACUAUAACAUUAAUAGAAUCAAAAUUGUAUGGUCAAAGUUAUGGGUUCAUAUGGGUAAACAUUUUAUUACUGUUGGUACUCAUGACGAUUUGACUAUUGCAAUGAAUGCUAUUGACUCUUUGCGUCAAUUGUCAAUGAAGUUCUUGGAACAGGAUGAGCUUGCUAACUACCAUUUCCAACGUGACUUCUUAAAACCAUUCCUUCAAAUUAUUCAACAAAGUAACAAGACCGAAAUUAGACUCUUGACCGUUGAAUGCGUUGGGCAAAUGAUCUUGGGAAGAUACAACAACAUCAAAUCUGGAUGGAAGACUAUUCUACAAAUUUUCGCUCAAGCAGCCACUUGUGGAUCUCCAGUUACUGAUGAAGGAUUCAAGUAUGUCACAUCGAUGAUGAAAGAUAAUGGUGAUGUUGAUUACUUCAACCAAAUCCAACAAAACGAAUCGUUUGUAGAUUGCGUGUUAUGCUUGACUGCAUUCGCUAGAAACAUUGCUGAUUCGAACAUUUCACUUUCUGCAAUUUCUCUCUUGAAGCUUUGUGCAUUGCAUAUUGUGAAUAACAAGGUUGACGCAAUCAAGAACGUGGAAGUGUAUAAUGAUGACGACGUUCAUUUCAAACUUUGGUUCCCAAUAUUGACUGGAUUGGCAAGCUUAAUCAGUGAUGAUAGACGAGAAGAGGUUAGAGCUACUGCUUUAAAGACCAUGUUCGAAGAAAUUCUUAUCAAUCGAAAGAUUGGAGAUAGAUUCUCUCCCAAGUUUUGGGAGGUUGUUUUCACUGGAGUUCUUUUCCCUGUGUUUGAUGAAAUCAAGCAGCCAAACAUUAUGGAUGAAAGCUGGAUCAACACAACAUGCCGCAAAUCCUUAAGCUUGAUGAUUACACUCUUUGCACAAUACUUCUCCUCAAUUAGUUUCUUGUUUAAUGACAUAUUGACAAUGAUUGCUGUUUACUGCUUCUUUAAAGUGGAGGAUACCAAAGAAUCUCAAAGUACUGAAGGAGGUGUUCAUGUUGUUGAAAGAAAAGUUAAGAAUGAGAAAUUGGCUGAAAUUGGUAACGAGUCAUUUAAGCUCUUCGUUAAACUUUGUGGCUCAAUGUUUACUUCUGAACAAUGGGAUAGAAUAUGUUCAGAACUGAAUAAUUUAUUAGGCGUGAAUUUGAAGCUAAAAUCUACAAUUGAUAGCAGAAUUCGACUCAAGAUUAUCCACACUACCAAUGAAAUUGUUAAUACCCAACACCAACAUAUGAAACUUGAGCAUAUUGAACAAUUAUUGGAUUCUUUAUUGACGUGUCACCACAACUCAAAAGAGUUCAAUAGCAGACAAAAGGGCAAUGCUGAAAACGAACACGAAAUUGAAAUUGAAAUGACAGCACUCACUGUCUAUGUCAACCUUUGCUCCAUGCUAUGCUCGUCCAGUAUUUCAGAGAGACAACAAGUUGGAGAAAAAAGAAUCAUUGACAUUAGUCAGACUACAAUCAUUACCUAUUUGCAGCAUAUUGGAAUUUUACCUUAUCCAAAUAGCAAUGCAGAUUUGAGCAUCCAACAGGAUGUCGUGUUAUGUGGCACAAAAUUAAUGGCCUCUUUGGUACCUGUCAUUGUUUCCCUUUUGGAAGUUUAUGCAUCUUUCUCUGAUGAACAAUUUUCCAGAUAUUUACCUAAAUUCUAUCCUCUCUUCACUAAAUUAUUACUUACCCAACACAGAGAAGUAAGACUAGUGCUUCUCGACCUCUUUGUACGGUUUGGCAAGCAAGUUUUGAACAAAUAA